AUGUCGGCAAUGUCAAUAAAAGUUGAUAGUAGAUAUAUAAUAAAGAAAAAAGAAAAUAAUAAUAAUCAAUGUGAACAAUUAAAUGUGGAUAUAAAUCAUAUAAUAAAAGAUAUAUAUGGUUUUAAUUAUAAUAAAAAAAGAAGUGCCCAUUUUAUUAGUGAUAAUACAAUAAAUAACAGUUACGAUAUAAAAAAUUUAUAUAAAAAAAUAAAAAUUCAAGAUUACAAUAAUAUAAUAAAAACCGAAUUUCAUGAUAAUAAAUCGGAAUAUGAUGGUCACAUUUCUACGAUUUUCGACAUUCAUGAAGAAAAUAAAAAUUGCAUAAAUGGCGACAAUAAUGACAGCAAUAAUAUAAAUGAUAAUAGUGAAAGCAAUAGUAUAAGUAGCGAUAAUAAUUAUAGUUAUUCAAAUUUUAAUCCAAACAGAAAAAGUACAAAAAAUAGUCGUGAUAAUAAUAUUGAUAAUAUUGAUAAAAAAAAGAGGAUGUGUAGCAAUUAUACACACAAUGUUGUAAACGAAGAAAUUGAAAAUAAUUUAUCAAAAAAAUUUGAAAUACUUAUUGAUAAUGUAUUAGAAAAAAUAUCAACUUGUAGUGAAAUAAGUCAGGCCAAAAAAAUUAUGAUCCCUAUGAUUAGUAGCUUUAUACAGAAUAAUUUUGAUUCUAACAAUAAUUCUGAAGAAAAUAAUAAAAUAAAUAAAAUUGAAAAUAAUAUUUUGCAAAAAGAAAAAAAAGUUUUAAUAAAUGCAGUUAAAACACAAUAUCAAAAAAUUAUAAAUUUACAAAAAGUUGUUGAUAAUCAAAAAAUCGAAUUAAAAAAAAAAAAUGAUGAAUUAAAUAAAAUAAAAGCUAAAGUCCAUGAAUAUUUUUAUGAUUUAAAUAAUCCAAAUAAAAGAGUUUUCAACAUUUUACCUCCAGAUGUCUAUUAA
Molecule: messenger RNA, 927 nt
Organism: Plasmodium berghei ANKA
Lineage: Eukaryota; Apicomplexa; Aconoidasida; Haemosporida; Plasmodiidae
Product: conserved Plasmodium protein, unknown function
Exons: 1
Coding region: 1-927 (308 amino acids)
Source: RefSeq, a predicted model, not a curated record